GAAGAACAGGGAAGUGAAGUUGUCAGACGGGCCAGCCGAGCAACUCUCCCAGUGCGAGACAGCGAGCAAGUUCGGUGACAGACGGUCACGAGUAGAGAGAGCUUCGUAGGAACGAGCCCCGCUAUGAAGGUCGUCCCUUUGAGCAACUUGUAGCUACAGUUGGAGAACGUCACGCGGCUCCGGACGACGACGCAGACGUUUCAAAGUCACAUCGUUACGGAGGGGAAAGAAAGUGGCGGACAACUAGCCCGAUUAGCUAACCGUUUAGCCACCAGAGCCUCCUUCAGCUUCGCAACCACCGUUUCCCUUCUCGAUUUAGGGCUCGGAUUUACCUGUCUCCAGUCAUGCCUUUUCCUUUUGGGAAGUCUCAGAAGAGCCCGGCUGACAUCGUCAGGAGUUUGAAGGAGAAUGUGGCCUACAUGGAAAAGAUGGACUCUGGAGACAGCAAAAAGUGUGAAAAGGUUGCAGAGGAGGUGUCCAAAAACCUGGCCUCCCUGAAGGAGGUACUUAGCGGCACAGGUGACAAGGAGCCUCAAACGGAAGCGGUGGCUCAGCUCGCACAGGAGCUGUACAACACCAACCUCCUCAUUGCUCUCAUUGCAAACCUGCAGAGGAUUGAUUUUGAGGGGAAGAAGGAUGUGGUUCAUUUGUUCAGCAAUAUUGUGAGACGUCAGAUUGGCAGCCGUACACCCACGGUGGAAUACAUCUCCACACAACAACAGAUCCUCUUCAUGCUGCUGAAAGGAUAUGAGAGUCCAGAAGUGGCUCUGAACUGUGGGAUGAUGCUGAGGGAGUGCCUGCGUCACGAGCCUCUGGCACGGACGGUGCUCUUCUCUGAGGACUUCUACCGCUUCUUCGGUUAUGUGGAGCUUUCGACCUUUGACAUCGCCUCAGACGCCUUCGCCUCAUUCAAGGAUCUCCUCACAAGACACAAGAUUAUGUGUGCGGAUUUCCUGGAGAACAAUUAUGACAGGGUGUUUACAGAAUACGAGAAGCUCCUGCAUUCUGAUAACUACGUCACCAAGCGGCAGUCUUUGAAGCUCCUCGGGGAACUUCUGCUGGAUAGACACAACUUCACCGUCAUGACAAAAUACAUCAGCCGGGCGGAGAACUUGAAGCUGAUGAUGAACUUGCUGCGAGACAACAGCCGAAACAUCCAGUUUGAAGCAUUCCAUGUGUUCAAGGUAUUCGUUGCAAACCCCAACAAGACUCAGCCCGUGCUGGACAUCCUGCUGAAGAACCAGGCCAAACUCGUGGAGUUCCUGGGCCACUUCCAGACCGACCGAUCGGAGGAUGAGCAGUUCUGCGACGAGAAGAACUAUCUGAUCAAGCAGAUCCGGGACCUGAAGAGGCCCGCGGCACCGGAGGAAGCUUAAAGGCGGCAGCGGUCGACUGCUCCCCGUCAGGUGGUAGACGUACAGGUGGUGGCUGGAGCUCCAGAAGGCUAAGAGAGUCUAAAAGACACGCUUCAUUAAAAUGUAAUAUUAACCACAAAAUAUAGGAAAAAAUGCAAAGAUUACUUCCUUCACUUUCUUUUCUUUUUUUUCUUUUUCUUUUUUAGCAUGGAUGUGGAGGUGAUUUCCAUCCAGCAACUUGAGUGGGCCAAGAACUGUUAUUUAAACCAUAGUGCUUCUUCUUUGGUGAUGAUGAAAUGUAUUUUAGUCUGUUCCUGUAAUGUUGGACCUUAAACUGUUACCUUUCCACAUACAUUGUUGCUGCCAGACUGGAGAAUGACAAAAAGCCCCCCCCACACCCCACCACACUCCCCCUCACAGCCAACCUGCAUUCUUGAAAGUCUUUCUCACAGAUGUGUCUAUAUUUUAGAAAUAGAGAAGCUGCGGAGAAGCAUAUACACAUGCAUUAUUUUUCUAAUGUAUCUUCCUGGUAAACAGUUUAGGACGUACGAUAACCCUUCGCUCUGAACAUUUAGUCUAAGUAAUGGCAUAGGUUUGGUUUACUGCCUUAUUGUAAAGCUGUUGUGUUGUACAGGGACUCGAUAGAUCCCCAGAAAUACUGCUUUGGCAGAGACGCGUGGAUCAUGUAGUCCAGGUCAUCGCUUUGUGAUCUUCGGUGAUUAAUGUGUAGGCGGUAGAACUUUCGGUUGCGUUGGGUGAGAUUACGGAGGUCACAAAUGAUCCUGCAGUCCUCACCGAUGCAUUAGCUGGCACAGGAAGGGGAACUCAAAACUAUAGAGGAAUCAAUUAAUUAAGCUGUGAUAAAAAAAAUAAAAAGUUUUUAAAACAGUGUUUAGGCCGCGCUCAGCGAGGCUUGCGUGACUGAAAUAGAAGCAAGGCAUCAGAUAACGCCGCAGGGUACCGGCCCGUCCGUUCGCCCGCUAACACGGGACGGCCAGGAUCCACCGAUUGAUCUCAUUCUCGCGCAGUGAGCACAGACGGGACCCGUUCAUCCGAAACGAUGAACGAGGCAUUUCUCCACAACGCUAGAGGUGAUAUUGCCGUUCACGCGGAGGUGUUGCCCAUGACGAUGCAUCAAAAAGCAUGCUGCACUGUAAAUCUAUUCUGGCGUCGUUUAAAAUAAGCGGACAUGCCGAAGACUCUUCAUACUAAUGUAUAAAGAAGUUCCCUCAUUUGGUUUUCAUUCGACACGAAUUGAACAUCUAACGUUUGAGAAUUGGGCGGAUGGUAAAGGACGUGAGACGAAUUAGAUCCUCUUGAUCUCACGUCAACAAUAACUCACCCAUGCAGUUGUUUACUCUUAACAACAAAGAAUACAAAGCAUCCAUUGAUCUGAUUUUACAAUAAUACAUUUUAAUAUAUUACGCAGUCACAUGCCGUUUGAUGCAUCAGAGCACGUCCUAUGGCUAAAUUACCAACAUGCACCUUUUGUUUAACGAUACUUUAGUUUUGGCUGACGAGCACUGAAUUCAUCGCGUUCCUCACGCGCACCGUCGAUUGGUUCCGUUUAUAAAAUAAAAAAAAUACUCCUUACUUCUGCCAUUGUCACUGAAAUGGCAUUUUAGGGAUUUCAAGAUAUUCGUUGUCUGAGCGCACAGACUAUAGUGUAUGUAUAUACCUCAUGGGAUUUGGGUUUUUGCAAAUGCUGUGUUCUCUUUCCUCACUCGCCGAGAUAUAUUUUAUUUGACUGUUUAAGAUACACAGCCGUGGUUUGGAUGCAUGCCUGAACUUGACGUAUAUGUUCAAACUUGAACGGGGACUACGAUCUGGUUUUCACAAUGGAAAACUAGAUUUUUUAAACUGAACUAUUUCGUCGGGUGUUGCCACACAAACGUUAAUUCAUAAUGAAUAGCAGUGUGCUUACCUUGUACUGAAUGUUGCCUUAUUUAAAGACAUUUAACGGAUCGUAAUGAUCUUGUGAAAUUCCACAACUUGUUUUAUUUUAGACCAAAGUCCAUAUGAAAAAGGAUAAAGAUGUACAUUUCAAGUCCCGAAUGUAUUGCCAGUUCAUUUCUCAGCGCCACGUGUAGCGCCGUCGCCGACCGCAUUAAACUCGAAGGUGAUCCCGAGAGUGUAAAUAUAUAUUUUAACAGACUACGCUCAGUUGUGGCUAUUGGCUUUUUUAUUAUCAUCACCGUUUGGUACACUGCACCAAAUAGUCACAAGAUUAUCAUCAGGCCUUUACGGAUCAAUACAUUUAUUUGUGGAUUCCGCUGGUAAUGUGGUACAUUAUGCACAAAUAGACAAGUCCUACACACAGUGCACUGUCAUGGCACCAGUUUAUGAGAGAAAGUUUGUCUGAAAGUGUGUUUGAGUUUCUUAAAAAAAGAAGACGAAGAAGAUCCUGUCCGUGAUCAACUCCCUUCUGAUUAUUUAUUGGCAAAGCCAGUUUUUUUUUAAACUACAUCAAUGCCCAAUUAGACUUUCCCCAUUUACAGAGUAAUUAUUAAUAUAUAUACAUGAGCACAAACAAACUUGCAGCUUGCUGAAAAACCGUUGCAUAAAAAAAAAGGUGUAAUAAUAUCCAAGAUUAUCCGCGUUGUGUAAAAGAAAAUAAAGUUAAUUUUGAAUAAUCCUCCAGAAUAUGAUUUUAAAUUGAGCCCAGUCAUGACGUGCUGUUCACAGUGGUCCCAACAGGGGGCGCUGUUGGCACCAAUUGGUCCAAUUGUACUAGCUGCACCAACAAAGCAUUUCAUGUUUCUAUAACCCUACCUCUAAUUAUGAGUUUAUAAAUCACUGGCGAUAUAAUGUAGACGUCAACACAAAUUCCUUAAGGUCAGUACUUUAUAUUUCAUGAUUUAGAGUUAUCUGUUUAAAUAUUUGUUUUGCUUUACUUUUUUUACUCUGUUGCCUUCUCCCUUUUUAUUUCCCCCCCCCCCCCCCUUUACCGUUUCUCUUUCCACGCUCUGGAUAUUGUUUUUCUUUAUUUACCAUGGGAGCAAAUAAUGUGUACAUAACUUUAUAAAGGAUACAAGUGUGAAAGCAUUCAUGAAAAAUAAAAAACUUUAUGGCAAAUUCA
Pseudoliparis swirei is the source of this 4434-nucleotide messenger RNA. It is a transcript of the gene cab39l1, whose product is annotated as calcium binding protein 39, like 1. Gene Ontology annotation, biological process: intracellular signal transduction. Gene Ontology annotation, molecular function: protein serine/threonine kinase activator activity. The coding region runs from base 345 to 1376 and encodes 343 amino acids. The transcript has 9 exons. The record is from RefSeq and is a predicted model, not a curated record. Lineage: Eukaryota; Metazoa; Chordata; Actinopteri; Perciformes; Liparidae.